Raphanus sativus (radish) is the source of this 1735-nucleotide messenger RNA. Its product is annotated as pentatricopeptide repeat-containing protein At3g14580, mitochondrial. The coding region runs from base 84 to 1289 and encodes 401 amino acids. The record is from RefSeq and is a predicted model, not a curated record. Gene Ontology annotation, molecular function: protein binding. NCBI's taxonomy places the organism in Eukaryota, Viridiplantae, Streptophyta, Magnoliopsida, Brassicales, Brassicaceae. The transcript has a single exon.
UCAAGUUAAUUGUUGGGUCGCCAAGUCCCGACAUAUACAAUAGAACUGUUGCGUCUUCAAGCGUCUUCACCAAAACAGAAACAAUGAUUCUUCGGAGGCUUGUUCUGUCUGCAACAACAACAUCGAACUCAAAUCUCAGGAGAAGAAGCAAACCAUUUUCCACUUCUCCCAUACGUCUCCUCUCAUCAUCAUCAUCAUCUCCCGAACCUUCGCAACAACUCGCGAGGCUAACCCACAAGGACUGGCUAGCCCCCAACGAGGUUUUAAAAAUCUUCGAAAACAUCAAAGACCCAACCUCCCUCAUCCCCGCUUACACACACUACUCCAAACGCAAAGACUACCAACCCACCGAGCCUCUCUACUCCCUCCUCAUCACCAAGCUCGGACACGCCAAGAUGUUCGACGAAAUCGAACGCCUCACCAAAACCCUAACCCUCGAGACAAAACGGUGCCGUUUCUCCGAAGCCUUCUUCUACAACUUAAUGAAAGUCUACGGGAACUCCGCCGGGAGAAUCAACAAAGCGAUCGAGACACUCUUCUCCAUGCCCGAGUUCGGAUGCUGGCCGAGCGUCAAAUCCUUCAAUUUUAUACUGAACCUCCUCGUCAAGGCGAAGCUCUUCGACGAGAUCCACGCCGUCUUCGUGAGGGCUCCGGAUCUCGGCGUUGAGAUCGACGCUUGCUGCUUGAACAUACUCAUCAAGGGACUGUGCGAGCGCGGGGAUCUUGAAGCUGCACUCAAGCUGCUCGACGAAUUUACUAAACUAAAAUCGCGUCCCAACGUGAUGACGUUUUCGCCUUUGAUACGCGGGUUCUGUAACAGGGGGGAGUUCGAGGAAGCGUUUCGGGUGCUGGAGAGGAUGGAGAAGAGGGAAGGGAUCGAGCCUGACGCUAUCACGUUUAAUAUUCUGAUCUCGGGGCUUAGGAGGAGAGGUAGGGUUGAGGAAGGGGUGGAGGUGUUGGAGAGGAUGAUGAAGGUGAGAGGGUGUCAGCCGAAUAGUGGGAGUUAUCAGGAGGUGUUGUAUGGUUUGUUGGAUAAGAGGAGGAACUUGGAGGCUAAGGAGAUGAUGGGGAAGAUGGUUUCUUGGGGUAUGAGGCCUAGUUUCUUGUCUUACAAGAAGAUGGUUCUGGGGCUUUGUGAAGAGAAGUCGGUUAAGGAUGUGGAUUGGGUUUUGAGGCAGAUGGUGAGUCAUGGUUUUGUUCCGAAGAUGGGGAUGUGGUGGAAAGUUGUUGGCUGCGUAGUUGUUAAGAACGGUGUCUCUCAAGUGGAUUUGGAUCGCGUUAUAGGCUAAGGUUUAUACAUUGUGCUGUAUUUGUUGGGCACAUAGAAGCUAUAUGUUCUUUGAGUGGAAGAAGCAAAGGCAGAGAACUCAAAGAGUUGUUGUUGACCAAGACACAGACUCAAAACUCAAAAGCUGUACACGAAUCCUUUUGUCGUAAAUUUAGAACUUCAUUUGACUUGAACAUACUCAAAUUCCCAUCCUCAAGCCUUUGAUUACCUAUGAUGAUCCAUUUUCUAUUCUUCCAUUUGGUGUGGCGACUUUCUCAGCUCUAUCAGAGGAGUUCUUGGCAUAUCCAUAUAUGUUGUUUCCAAGUUUGGCUCUAUUUACUUUUUGUACCUUUGCUUCUUUAUUUUUGGAACGUCUGCAACACCUUAAGAAUCGUAUUUGGAGUUUAAUGAUGUAUUUACAUGAUCAUCUUUGCCUGAUCCGACAGUUUUAACUUUCAUGUUGUGCUG